This is a messenger RNA of Bradysia coprophila, 951 nucleotides long. RefSeq names its product RNA polymerase I-specific transcription initiation factor RRN3-like. Gene Ontology annotation, cellular component: nucleus. Lineage: Eukaryota; Metazoa; Arthropoda; Insecta; Diptera; Sciaridae. Gene Ontology annotation, biological process: transcription initiation at RNA polymerase I promoter. Gene Ontology annotation, molecular function: RNA polymerase I general transcription initiation factor activity; RNA polymerase I core binding. The record is from RefSeq and is a predicted model, not a curated record.
AAAUCAGCGAUUCAAUCAUAUGAAUACGACGAUGAUUGCACCGAAAAUCCGAUGAAAGAUUAUGAAGAUGAUGAAAUGAAAUUCAAGUAUGCCGAAACAUUGGAUCUGUGCAUGGAACAACUGUUUUCAUUUAUCGAUAGAGAAUAUAGCCGUGAUACGAACAGAAAAAGGAAAUUGAAAGAUCUUCUGCUGGACAUAUUCGAAAAUUUGAUACUACCAACGUACAACAGUCAUCACAUUCAAUUUUCCAUAUUCUACUAUAGCAGUUUCAAGCCUGCCAUCCUGCAAUCAUUUAUCGACACGUGCUGGUCAAAAUUGAACAAUUUCAACGAAGCGCCGCUAAUUCGUCGAACAGCAGUGUGCUACAUAGCCAGUUUCAUGUGUCACGCCAAAUUUGUAACGAACAAGGAUAUCGAAUCGAAUCUACAGUCGUUAUGCGAAUGGGCGAUAACGUACAUGGAGAAUGCGUACACAAUGCUGAACAAUAUCAAUGCCAUGAAAGCUCACAUUGUUUACUAUUCGGUGUGCCACGCCAUAUUCCACAUAAUUGCAAUCCGAAUCGAUGCGGUUUCGGAUCGAAGGGCUAAAGAUUUGGGGCACCAGAAUCGUCAAAUCUCCGUUCAAUCCGUUACGCGUCUGUCACAACGACACUGCGACAAUAUUCGCGAGCGUCACGAAAUCGCAUCAACUGGUUUACUCCAUGCCGACCAGACCCUAGACAUAAUCAAUCCGUUCGACGCGUAUCUGCUGAAGAAAUCGGGUAAGCGAAUAUCGGCCAUUUAUUGGCAACAAUUGGUGCCGUCUGAUGAGGACAAUGACAUUGAUGAUGCGCUGAAUGUGAUGGACCGGAAACGGGUUCGGCUAGAGUCGUUAAGUGAUGAGUAUUUUAUUAAUCCGAAGAAAGUGAUGGUUGAGAUAUCCAGGAGCCUGGAAAAGGAUGUGCAUUUUUAA